AUGUCCGUCACCAUCGCCGUGAGCCCAUCAGACGAAGAGCAGCAGCCGGAGACCUCCGAGGGCAAAGGCCUUGAGGUGGAGGGUGCAGCCAGAGUGUUUCAUGACGCGGGGGAGACAAAGCUCCUAGAUCCCAUGAGCCCAGAGCUCUCAAACCAGGCCAGCGCCGCCCGUGAGUACUUGGACAAGCACAACCUCGUGGAGUUUACCCAGUUGCUGGUGCAGAGCGUGACCCGGCUCAUCAGUGUAACGAGCUUGCGGAUUUCGCGCUUGCUCUUCAGGUUCUACUUCCCUGAGCCGGAGCCCCGCCCCAGACCCCCGCCCAUGACAGCGGAGGAUGAGAGGGGCCUCCUGGCGUCGAUGUUGAGGGGGUAA
Symbiodinium natans is the source of this 372-nucleotide messenger RNA. Lineage: Eukaryota; Dinophyceae; Suessiales; Symbiodiniaceae. The record is from the annotation of a GenBank genome assembly.